This is a messenger RNA of Gadus chalcogrammus (walleye pollock), 11529 nucleotides long. It is a transcript of the gene tln2b, whose product is annotated as talin 2b. The coding region runs from base 2890 to 10536 and encodes 2548 amino acids. Lineage: Eukaryota; Metazoa; Chordata; Actinopteri; Gadiformes; Gadidae. Gene Ontology annotation, biological process: cell-cell adhesion. The transcript is spliced from 57 exons. Gene Ontology annotation, cellular component: ruffle; focal adhesion; plasma membrane. The record is from RefSeq and is a predicted model, not a curated record. Gene Ontology annotation, molecular function: integrin binding; structural constituent of cytoskeleton; actin filament binding.
UGCCAUGUAGAUCUUCCGAAGCACAGCCUCGGCCUUAUUAGCUGCUGCUAGUUGUGCAGGACGACAGGCGCUUGGCGACCCUAUUCCCCGCCGUCGGGGAGUCUGUUGAUGCCAUCCUCGUCAGAUGUUGCACAGAGUGGCAGCAGAGGAGCUGGAUAGGCUGUGUUUAUUGUUCAAGGAGUGGAGGAGCCCAUGCAGCAGCAUCUGUCCAAUAAGGGGAACAAACCUGUUGAGAAUUACGACAUCCUCCCCUCCUUAUGCGGUCUGAUGACAUAUUUUUUUUAAUCAGGGGACAGCAUGCUUCAUGGGAGCUCAAUAUAUAAAUAAAUAGUUUAAAUUAAUUGUGUUUUCUUAAGUGGCCAUUUAAGAUGCAAUUUGGACUGCAUAUUUGUUUUCAUGAGCAUAUGCUGUGCUGGUGUCAAAUAAAGAAAAAGUAAUAAUUAUGAUGAUAAAAAAAGUGCUGUUGCCUUUUUAGAGAUGAAGAAUUUAAUAAUAAUAAUAAUAAUGUUUAUAAUUUAAUUCUAAUAAAAUUCACUCUGUUUCUCGUAACAUUAUGAAUAUAAUUUCCUGGUCUUCAUUCAAAUAAAAUGGCAACAUUUACAGAGCUUAUUAGACUAUUUAAGACGUGUGAAAUGAACAGUGACUGAUUGGUGAUCGCUAAUAUUUCCAUUAGAAUAUUGAUACUCAUAACGACACACAACGUAAAUAUGUAUUGAUUUUGAUUCUGCCAAUUUAAGCCUGGAACAUCUCUUAUAUCUCUCAACCUUCUCCGUACUAGCUACUUGAUACCUGCUUCUUUAGCACCACUAGAAGGUUGACCUCAUACACCCACCCACAUUGGACUGACUAAUACAUCAUUUUCCAGCACUCCCAGCAUGUCUGCUUAAGCACUGUUGAAUGAUGCACGAGGAUAUGAAUCACGACUGGAUUAAGGUCAAUGCAACAGUGAUAUUUAUUGAUUAAACAGAGGUCCAUGAGAUUGUUUUGUAGAAAUAAAAAAACAUCUACCUAAUACAAUGCCAAUACGUUAUAUUGCCUGACUAUUUGUCGCUUAUUUUAAUUUGAAAGAGUGCCGAGUUAAGGCAUUUGAGGAUAGAAGAGCAUUUGAGGAUAGAAGAGCAUUUUCUUGCGUUGUUGAUGGAUUUAGGCUGGGGUGAUGUAAAUACCCUGGAAAAUUGCAUCACUAAUAAAACAGAUCCAUUGUUUUGUAUUCUUGGAUUUGAUCAUAAUGCAUUGAGUUAAAACAGAUUAUAUGUAGCAUUAAAUCCUUCUUCAGAAUCUUUAUUGAUUAUUUAACCUCUUUUUUUCGACCCUUCUAUUGAAAAAGAGGGCUUGUAAAACAUGUAUAACAUCCUCCGUUUAUAUAAGUGCCGAAAGGUUUUGAUUGUUGAACAAUUCCUUUUAGAUAAGAAUUUCUUUAGGCCUUUAUUAUAACCUAUUGAUUUAUGAGGCUCUGCUUCUUGUUUCUUUUCUUGUGUAACGUCUCGGGCUGGUAGACUGAAUGCCCCCACUUUACUAAUUAUAAUCCUGUGUCAGCAUUAAUCAGUUGUGGUAUGGUAGUAAAAGAAUCGAGUCAAUUAACCGAUUUCUUGGCACGGCACAGAUACCUGCCGUAUAAACUUUGGUUUAUCAUGAUGAAGAAUGUAUAGGCCUAUACAUAAUAAAUAUAUGCAAACAAUAAGGCACUUUUGUCUCUAGUAAAGACGUGGAUCAGAAUAUGAAUCAGAGUGAAGAGAUACUAUAAAGAUAUUGUAUCCACAAAUAUGCUUCUAAAUGUAAUCUGGCUUUUCAAUAUGACCAUACAACAUGUGGUAAUCCCAUGACGUUGAAAUAAACUAUUAGUGUUUUUCCGACGUGAACUACUUCACAAGUGUUUUUAUCACACUUGCAGAGAGACAGGAGGCACUGGAGUUUUAAGGACUCCUUGGAUAUCCUGUAUGCAAUCAGAUGACUCAUAAAGGAAAUAAAAGAAAUUGUCCCAGGACAGUACAUUAAUGCCAAGCAAAUAAUAGGAAUUGUUAGCUAGUAUAACAACAGGAAGGGCAAACCCAGAGUGAUGGUUACAACUGUGGCAGAAUCAUUUCUGAUUGCCCCCUGGUGAAAAAUAAAGACUUAAUGCAAUUCAAUUGUUUUUGUUUAUGUGAGUGCGUAGCUACAGCUAUUUGACUACUAUACAUGCUAGACAUCUGCUUUAAGCAGUGUAGGGCUGCUUGACGUCAUUGUUCAUUUUGUGUUGCCUUCUGCUGAAGUAUGACACAUUAAUCCUCACGUUGGCUGGGAAUGUGUUCAUGGUGACGUGAAUCUAGUAGAUGCUGGUAGACGCAAGCUAACACAUGUUCACUCUUCUCAAACAAAUAAAUGGUAGAAUAUUUAACCAUUGUACCAUCCAUAGUCUAUAAGGAAGUUGGAGAUGUGUCAAUUGUGGUUUUCAGGGCAAUGUGUCAAUUAUACAUUUAUGUUAACAUUGUCAAUACAGUGGAUAGGCCUACAGAUAGGCUUCAAUGUCCAUAUAGCAGUUGCAGAAAAUGAAAUUAGUAUUUGGAGAAAAAGACUGAUAAUGUAAAUGGAGUCGAUCCCAUUUGGGAGCAUUUCAGACUCUCCCCAACGGAGAUGAAAGAAUGCCAUGCAGUCAAUGAUUGCUGGGAGAAUUGAACCGUGUCACCAACGGAGACAAAAGGAUCUUUUAUCUCAGCGGGGCUUCAAUAAGGUUACCCUCGAGAUGCAGUGUCACAUGUACAGAGCCUGAAUUCCAUCCACUCAGUGCUGCUAUCUGGCACAGAUAACAGCACAGCUUUUUACUUUUACUUUAAACCACCUUCAGAGGACUACGGAGAGGAAGCCUGCUCUUCUAUACCCAAGGUUGGUGAGGCUGAUAUACCACACGCCAAAAUGGUGGCCCUGUCACUCAAGAUCUGCGUGCGCCAGUGCAACGUGGUGAAAACCAUGCAGUUCGAGCCGUCCACGCCCGUGUAUGACGCCUGCAGGAUCAUCAGAGAGAGGGUUCCGGAAGCGCAGAGCGGACAAGCCUCUGACUACGGCCUCUUCCUGUCCGACGAAGACCCGAGGAAAGGAAUCUGGUUGGAGUCGGGCCGGACCUUGGACUACUACAUGCUCCGAAACGGGGAUGUUCUGGAGUACAAGAAGAAGCAGAGGCCCCAGAAGAUCAAGAUGCUGGACGGCGCGGUGAAGACCAUCAUGGUGGACGACUCGAAGACAGUGGGGGAGCUGCUUGUCACCAUAUGCAGCCGGAUCGGAAUCACUAACUACGAGGAGUACUCGGUCAUCCAGGAGCUGACGGAGGAGAAGAAGGAGGAGGGCACGGGCACACUGAAGAAGGACCGCACUCUGCUCCGCGACGAGAGGAAGAUGGAGAAGCUGAAGGCCAAGCUCCACACGGACGAUGACCUGAACUGGUUGGACCACAGCAGGACCUUCAGAGAGCAAGGUGUGGAGGAGAGCGAGACACUUCUGCUCAGGAGGAAGUUCUUCUACUCAGACCAGAACGUGGACUCCCGGGAUCCGGUCCAGCUCAACCUGCUCUACGUACAGGCCAGGGAUGACAUACUCAACGGCUCCCACCCCGUGUCCUUCGAUAAGGCCUGCGAGUUUGCCGGCAUCCAGGCUUACAUCCAGUUCGGGCCCCAUGUGGAACACAAACAUAAGCCAGGAUUCCUGGACCUGAAGGAGUUCCUACCCAAAGAGUACAUUAAGCAGAGGGGAUCAGAGAAGAAAAUAUUCCAAGAUCAUAAGAACUGUGGGGAAAUGACGGAGAUCGAGGCCAAGGUCAAGUACGUCAAGCUGGCCCGGUCCCUGCCAACCUACGGAGUGUCCUUCUUCCUGGUCAAGGAGAAGAUGAAGAGCAAGAACAAGCUGGUUCCCCGGCUGCUUGGCAUCACCAAGGAGUCGGUGAUGCGGGUGGAGGAGAAGACCAAGGACGUGGUGCAGGAGUGGCCCCUCACCACCGUCAAGAGAUGGGCCGCCUCGCCCAAGAGCUUCACCCUGGAUUUUGGGGAGUACCAGGAGAGUUACUACUCGGUUCAGACCACAGAGGGAGAGCAGAUAUCUCAGCUAAUCGCCGGAUACAUCGACAUCAUCCUCAAAAAGAAGCAGAGCAAGGAUCGCUUUGGCCUUGAGGGGGAUGAGGAGUCCACCAUGCUGGAGGAGUCGGUCUCUCCAAAGAAGUCCACCAUCCUGCAGCAGCAGUUCAACCGCGUGGGCCACGUGGAGCACGGCUCGGUGGCGCUGCCCGGCAUCAUCCGGUCCGGCUCGGUCGGCGGGCCGGAGAACUUCAACCUGGGCUCCAUGCCCUCGGGCCAGCAGCAGAUCACCACGGGCCAGAUGCACCGGGGCCACAUGCCCCCUCUGAGCUUGGCCCAGCAGGCCUUGAUGGGGACCAUCAACAGCAGCAUGCACGCAGUGCAGCAGGCUCAGUCUGACCUGGGCCACGUGGGAGACCUGCCCCCGCUCGGUCACGACCUGGCGUCCAGGGUUUGGGUGCAGAACAAAGUGGAUGAAUCCAAACACGAAAUCCACUCUCAAGUCGAUGCCAUCACCGCCGGCACAGCGUCCGUCGUCAAUCUCACCGCAGGAGAGCCGGCCGAGACGGACUUCUCCGCGGUGGGCUGCGCCAUCACCACCAUCUCCUCCAACCUGACGGAAAUGUCCAAGGGCGUCAGGCUGCUGGCGGCGCUGAUGGACGACGAGGUGGGCAGCGGGCACAAGUUGAUGGGCGCUGCCAGGACUCUGGCGGGGGCCGUGUCAGAUCUGCUCAGGUCUGUGGAGCCCGCCGCCGCAGAGCCCAGACAGACGGUGCUGAGCGCAGCCGGAAGCAUCGGCCAGGCCAGCGGGGACCUGCUCCGCCACAUGGGGGAGGGCGAGACCGACGAGAGGUUCCAGGACAUCCUGAUGAACCUGGCCAAGGCGGUGGCCAACGCGGCCGCCAUGUUGGUGCUGAAGGCCAAGAACGUGGCGCAGGUGGCGGAGGACACGGUGCUGCAGAACCGCGUGAUCGCGGCUGCCACGCGCUGCGCCCUGUCCACCUCCCAGCUGGUGGCCUGCACCAAGGUCGUGAGCCCCACCAUCAGCUCCCCCGUGUGCCAGGAGCAGCUGGUAGAGGCGGGCAAGCUGGUGGAGCGCUCAGUGGAGACGUGCGUGCGGGCGUGCCGCACGGCCUCGGAGGACGGCGGCGGUGGCGGCGGGGAGCUGCUGGCCCAGGUGGGCGGGGCGGCGGGCACGGUCAGCCAGGCACUGGGCGACCUGCUGCAGCACGUCCGGCGCUACGCCAGCCGCGGCGAGCCCAUCGGCCGCUACGACCAGGCCACCGACACCAUCAUGAACGUGACGGAGAACAUCUUCACCUCCAUGGGCGACGCCGGGGAGAUGGUGCGUCAGGCCCGGGUGCUGGCCCAGGCGACCUCUGACCUGGUGAACGCCAUGCGGUCGGACGCGGAGGCGGAGGUGGACGUCGACAACUCAAAGAAGCUGCUGGCCGCCGCCAAGCUGCUGGCGGACGCCACAGCGCGCAUGGUGGAGGCGGCCAAGGGGGCGGCGGCCUACCCGGACAACGAGGACCAGCAGCAGCGUCUGCGGGAGGCGGCGGAGGGGCUGCGCGUGGCCACCAACGCCGCCGCGCAGAACGCCAUCAAGAAGAAGCUCAUCAACAGACUGGAGAUAGCGUCCAAGCAGGCGGCCGCAGCCGCGACCCAGACCAUCGCAGCUGCUCAGAACGCCGCGGCGUCCAACAAAAACACUGCGUCCCACCAGCAGCUAGUGCACAGCUGCAAGUUGGUCGCAGACUGCAUCCCCCAGCUGGUCCAGGGGAUGAGGAGUAGCCAGGCCCAGCCGGACGAGCUCAGUGCCCAGCUUGCCCUCAUUAUGGCCAGCCAGAGCUUCCUGCAGCCCUGCAGCAAGAUGGUGACAUCUGCCAAGGCGGCGGUUCCCACGGUGACGGACCAGGCCGCCGCAAUGCAACUGGGCCAGUGUUCCAAGAACCUGGCCACCUGCCUGGCUGAACUCAGGACCGCCACCCAGAAGGCCCAUGAAGCGUGCGGGCCCUUGGAGAUCGACUCGGCCCUGAAGACGGUCCACACCCUCCGGAGCGAGCUGCAGGACGCCAAGAUGUCGGUCAUCGACGGGCAGCUGAGGCCCCUCCCCGGGGAGUCGCUGGGGAAGUGUGCCCAGGACCUGGGCAGCACCUCCAAGGCGGUGGGCUCCUCUAUGGCCCAGCUGCUCACCUGCGCCGCGCAGGGCAACGAACACUACACAGGGGUAGCGGCCAGGGAGACGGCCCAGGCGCUGCGGACGCUGGCCCAGGCGGCCCGCGGUGUGGCGGCCAGCACCAUGGAGCCCCAGGCCUCGGCCGCCAUGCUGGACUCGGCCCAGUGUGUGAUGGAGGGCUCGGCCAUGCUGAUCCACGAGGCCCACCAGGCCCUGCUGCACCCGGGGGACGCCGAGAGCCAGCAGAGACUGGCGCAGGUGGCCAAGGCUGUGUCCCACUCCCUGAAUAACUGUGUGAACUGCCUGCCGGGCCAGAAGGACGUGGACAUGGCCCUGCGGAGCAUCGGGGAGGCCAGCAAGAAGCUGCUGGUGGACACGCUACCCUCCUGCGGGAAGUCGUACCAGGAGGCCCAGACGGAGCUGAACCACACGGCGGCCGAGCUGAACCACUCGGCGGGGGAGGUGGUGCACUCCUCGCGGGGCACCAGCAGCCAGCUGGCCAUGGCCUCGGGGAAGUUCAGCCAGGACUUUGACGAGUUCCUGGACGCCGGCAUCGAGAUGGCGGGCCACACUCAGAGUUGCGACGAUCAGAUCCAAGUCAUCGGUAAUCUGAAGAACAUCUCCAUGGCGUCCAGUAAGCUGCUCCUGGCCGCCAAGUCUCUGUCCGUGGACCCCGGCGCCGCCAACGCCAAGAACCUCCUCGCCGUGGCCGCCAGGGCAGUGACAGAGAGCAUCAACCAGCUGAUAACACUGUGCACACAGCAGGCCACUGGACAGAAGGAGUGUGACAACGCCUUGAGGGAGUUGGAGGCCGUGCGAGGGCUACUCGACAACCCUAACGAGCCGGUGAACGAGCUCUCCUACUUUGACUGCAUCGAGAGCGUCAUGGAGAACUCCAAGGUCCUUGGGGAGUCCAUGGCCGGCAUCUCUCAGCACUGCAAGACGGGCGACGUGGCCGCCUUCGGGGAGAGCGUGGGCGUCGCCUCCAAGGCCCUGUGCGGGCUGACGGAGGCUGCCGGACAGGCCUCGUAUCUGGUGGGCGUCUCGGACACCAACAGCCUCUCCGGCCAGGUGGGCCUGGUGGAUCCCAUUCAGUUUGCGCGGGCCAACCAGGCCAUACAGAUGGCCUGUCAGAACCUGGUGGACCCAGCCAGCAGUCCCUCGCAGGUCCUGUCUUCAGCGACCAUCGUGGCCAAGCACACCUCUGCCCUCUGCAACGCCUGCCGCCUGGCCUCCUCCAAGACCUCCAACCCGGUGGCGCGGAGGCAGUUCGUCCAGUCGGCCAAGGAGGUGGCCAACACCACCGCCAACCUGGUCAAGACCAUCAAGGCCCUAGACGGUGACUUCUCAGAGGAGAACCGGAACAAGUGCCACGUGGCCACCAGCCCCCUCAUCCAGGCCGUGGAGAACCUCUCCACCUUCGCCAACAACCCAGAGUUCGCUAGCAUUCCUGCUCAGAUCAGCCACGAGGGGUCCGCGGCUCAGGAGCCCAUCGUGCGCUCGGCCCGGUGCAUGCUCGACAGCUCCACCUACCUGCUGGAGACCGCCCGCUCAUUGGUCCUUAACCCCAAGGACCCGCCGACCUGGUCGGUGCUGGCGGGCCACUCCCGGACGGUGUCCGAUUCCAUCAAGAGUCUGAUCACCUCCAUCAGGGACAAAGCACCGGGUCAGAGGCAGUGCGACUACUCCAUCGACAACAUCAACAAGUGCAUCCGGGACAUCGAGCACGCCUCGCUGGCCGCCGUGGACCUGACCCUGCCCUGCCGUGACGACAUCUCCAUGGAGGCCCUCCAGGACCAGCUGACCUCCUCGGUGCAGGAGAUCGGCUACCUCAUCGACCCCGUGUCCACCUCGGCCCGCGGGGAGGCGGCCCAGCUGGGACACAAGGUGACCCGUCUGGCCAGCUACUUUGAGCCUCUGAUCGUGGCCUCUGUGGGCCUGGCCUCCAAGCUGCUGGACCAGCAGCAGCAGAUGACCAUCCUGGACCAGAGCAAGACCCUGUCCGAGUCGGCCCUGCAGAUGCUCUACGCUGCCAAAGAAGGGGGCGGGAACCCCAAGGCGGCGCACACCCACGACGCCAUCUCGGAGGCGGCCCAGCUGAUGAAGGAGGCGGUGGAGGACCUCAUGGUGACGCUGAACGAGGCGGCCAGCGAGGGCGGGAUGGUGGGCGGCAUGGUGGAGGCCAUCACCGAGUCCAUGUACAGGUUGGACGAAGGAACCCCCCCAGACCCGCGCGGCUCCUUCGUGGACUACCAGACCACCAUGGUGAAGUUCUCCAAGGCCAUCGCCAUCACCGCCCAAGAGAUGAUGACCAAGUCGGUGGCGUGCACGGAGGAACUGGGUGGCCUGGCGUCCCAGGUGACCGGGGAGUACGGACAGCUGGCGCAGCAAGGCCGCCUGGCAGCUGCCACCGCCGAGCCAGAGGAGGUGGGGUUCCAGAUAAAGACCCGGGUGCAGGAGCUGGGCCAUGGCUGCAUCCACCUGGUCCAGAAGGCAGGCGCCCUGCAGGUCAGCCCCACGGACAGCUUCUCCAAGAAGGAGCUCAUCGAUUGUGCCCGCGCCGUCACCGAGAAGGUGUCCCUGGUCCUGUCCGCGCUGCAGGCGGGGAACAGGGGCACGCAGGCCUGCAUCACGGCCGCCAGCGCCGUGUCGGGCAUCAUCGCCGACCUGGACACCACCAUCAUGUUCGCCUCGGCCGGCACGCUGAACCCCGAGGACGACGAGUGCUUCGCCGACCACAGGGAAAGCAUCCUGAAGACGGCCAAGGCCCUGGUGGAAGACACCAAGCUGCUGGUGGCGGGCGCGGCCUCCAGCCAGGACCGGCUGGCCCAGGCCGCCCAGUCCUCCGCCCAGACCAUCACCCAGCUCACCGAGGUGGUCAAACUGGGAGCCACCAGCAUGGGCUCUGACGACCCAGAGACACAGGUGGUUCUGAUCAACGCCGUACGCGACGUGGCCAAGGCGCUCGCCGAGCUCAUCAGCGCCACCAAGUGUGCGGCGGGGAAGCCAGCCGACGACCCAUCCAUGUACCAGCUGAAGAGCGCCGCCAAGGUCAUGGUCACCAACGUGACGUCGCUGCUGAAGACGGUGAAGGCGGUGGAGGACGAAGCGACCCGCGGCACGCGCGCUCUGGAGGCCACCAUCGAGUGCAUCAAGCAGGAGCUGACGGUGUUCCAGUCCAAGGCGGUCCCGGACAAGUCCACCACGCCUGAGGAGUUCAUCCGCAUGACCAAGGGCAUCACCAAGGCAACGGCCAAGGCCGUGGCGGCGGGGAACUCCACCCAGCAGGAGGACGUGAUCGCCACCGCCAACCUCAGCCGCAAAGUCGUCUCCGACAUGCUGGCCACCUGCAAGCAGGCGGCGUGCCACAGCGAGGUGAGCGAGGAGGUGAGGCACCAGGCCCUGCAGUACGGCUCAGAGUGCACCCUGGGGUACAUAGACCUGCUGGAGCAGGUGCUGCAGGUUCUCCAGCGGCCGACUGGAGAGCAGAAGCAGCAGCUGGUGGUGCACUCCAAGCGGGUGGCAGCGUGUGUGACGGAGCUCAUCCAGACAGCGGAGGCAAUGAAGGGCUCCGAGUGGGUGGACCCCGAGGACCCAACCGUCAUCGCAGAGACGGAGCUGCUUGGCGCCGCGGCGUCCAUCGAGGCGGCCGCCAAGAAGCUGGAGCAGCUCAAGCCACGGGCCAAGCCCAAGCAGGCGGACGAGAGCCUGGACUUCGAGGAGCAGAUCGUGGAGGCGGCCAAGUCCAUCGCCGCGGCGACCAGCGCCCUGGUCAAGUCUGCGUCGGCAGCUCAGAGGGAACUGGUGGCGCAGGGAAAGGUCGGCUCCAACCUGGCCAACGCAGUGGACGACGGCCAGUGGUCGCAGGGCCUCAUCUCUGCCGCCCGCAUGGUGGCGGCGGCCACCAGCAACCUGUGCGAGGCGGCCAACGCGUCGGUGCAGGGCCACGCCAGCGAGGAGAAGCUCAUCUCCUCGGCCAAGCAGGUGGCGGCGUCCACCGCCCAGCUGCUGGUGGCCUGCAAGGUGCGGGCCGACCAGGACUCAGAGGCCAUGAGGAGACUGCAGGGUGCAGGCAACGCUGUGAAGCGAGCGUCUGACAACCUGGUGAAGGCGGCCCAGAAGGCGGCCUUCGACAAGGCGGACGACGCCAACGUGGUGGUGAAGACCCGGUUUGUCGGUGGCAUCGCCCAGAUCAUCGCCGCCCAGGAGGAGAUGCUGAGGAAGGAGCGGGAGCUGGACGAGGCGCGCAAGAAGCUGGCCCAGAUCAGACAGCAGCAGUACAAGUUCCUGCCCAGCGAGCUGAGGGAGGACCACAGCUGAUUGGCUGCCCAGGGCCCCGCCCACAGCCUGUUGGAUGGAACCCGUCGGGAGCACAGAGUACCGCUGGCCAGCGCCAAGUCGGUCUCCACUCCCAAAUAAUUAUAAUUAAGGAAUAUAUAGGACUUGAAACAGGCCUGUUUGAAAAGUAAAAGUGCCUGUGCUCUAUAUUAUGUAUGUGUGUGUGCGUGUGUGUCUGUGUGUGUGUAUGUGUGUGUGUGUACCCGUGACUGAAUGGGAGUUGGCUUUCAAACAAAACAACAAAAAAAAAUCCUGGUUGUUUGUGUACUUACUAUAAGAAAAGUUAAGACGAUGUAUCUAAAAAAUAUAUAUCGUACUCUUACCACUCGCCACUUGUUCCUGAGCGGAGAGAGUCUAAAGCAAUCCUGGACCUCGCUGGGGGAUGCUGGGGGAACUGGACCGGGGAGGAGAGGGGGCUGCUCUGCGUCUCCACAUGGGACGGUGAUUCGGGGGGCCAUGGGUUCAGCCCCGCCCUCCACAGGCAGCCAUCUCCACGGCCCAUCCCACGGCGGGACCCCAUCGCCCCGUGUUACCAUCCGCCCGCAGCGACCAGCGACGGUCCUCCUAUAUACAUAUCAUUUCAGCUACCGACCAAUAGAGUAGCAGGACAGGAACGGCACUUGUACUUUACUAACACGAAGAUGAACUCGGGUCUCCGCGCUCUUAAUGUGAAGGAGGAGUUGGUGAGAAUGGUUCUGAACGCUUCCGCUCAACUCGCUGGCGGUGUGGCUCUGGUCCGACGUGGUGGACAACAAAAAAAUACACGAACAGCGGGAUGGUCAUCUCUAGGGUCGCUGUUUGUCGAGCGAGACUCAACUCUCAAUAAUAAUAAUAAUAUAUUUUUUAUUUCUCACAUCUGUCUGAAGAAAAUGCUGGUGCUUAAAAAGUGAACAGGUCACACUAUGUUGCUUUCGAUAACAAAAAAAAGAAAAAGUGUUUGUCAUGCUGCUUAUGAACUUGAACCCCACCCCCCAC